Messenger RNA from Amblyraja radiata (thorny skate), 1446 nucleotides. It is a transcript of the gene timm17a, whose product is annotated as translocase of inner mitochondrial membrane 17 homolog A (yeast). The record is from RefSeq and is a predicted model, not a curated record. Gene Ontology annotation, biological process: protein import into mitochondrial matrix. The coding region runs from base 102 to 602 and encodes 166 amino acids. Gene Ontology annotation, cellular component: TIM23 mitochondrial import inner membrane translocase complex. Gene Ontology annotation, molecular function: transmembrane protein transporter activity. The transcript has 6 exons. Lineage: Eukaryota; Metazoa; Chordata; Chondrichthyes; Rajiformes; Rajidae.
UCUGCACAUGCGCGCUGGCGGAGAGGGAGGGGGUGGACGUCGGUCCGGCGCAUGCGCCCUGGUCCGGGCCGGGUCGGCAGCGGGGAGGUGACGGGAGCAAGAUGGAGGAGUACGCGCGGGAGCCGUGCCCUUGGAGGAUUGUCGAUGACUGUGGAGGAGCGUAUACAAUGGGCGCCAUAGGUGGCGGGAUUUUUCAGUCUAUUAAAGGCUUUAGAAAUGCUCCAGUGGGAAUGAGUCAUCGAUUUCGGGGAAGCUUAACUGCAGUAAAGACCAGAGCUCCACAGUUAGGAGGUAGCUUUGCCAUCUGGGGCGGUCUGUUUUCAAUGAUUGACUGUGGUUUAGUGAAGGUCAGAGGUAAAGAAGACCCUUGGAAUUCCAUAACCAGUGGAGCUUUAACAGGAGCCAUAUUAGCUGCAAGAAAUGGUCCAAUGGCAAUGGUGGGAUCUGCUGCUAUGGGAGGAAUACUGCUCGCCUUGAUUGAAGGGGCUGGAAUAAUGCUUACGCGAUUUGCUUCAACACAGUUUCCAACGGGUCCACAGUUUGCAGAUGAUCCUAAUCAACUACAAAAUCCAUCGUUUGGUGAAUACAGACAAUAUCAGUGACAUCCAUUUGAUUACUUUUAGUUUUUCGGAUGUUGGCAAAGCAGAUAUCCUUUGAAGAACACUUACGUCUAUGCUUAAAUGCAGCCACGUUUAAGGCAGUUUAUAUUGCAAGGUUGGUAUUGUUAAAGGCCUUUGCAGAAAAUUAAAUGAAUGCAAUGAUUUUCUGUGGCCUUGUAAUAUAUGUAUAUAUGGUAUAUGCCAGACAUUACAUUAUGUAACGGAGAUUAUUUUUGUGCCUGAGUUUUAUAUGUUCUCUGGUGAAUAUAUUUGUAAAUCUAUUGGCAUUAUACAUUAUCACUUCAAACCAAGCAAAAUAUAACAAAACUAAUCGUGUUAGGUACUGUACACUUUCAGGCAUUUCAUUUAACUCAAAAUAUUAUUUGGUCUUUGAGUUUAAUGUAUUCAAGGCUCAUCUUGGAAAAUCUCUGGAUUUAAUUUAUUUACUGCUUUCAGCACAAGAUCUAAACACUUGGUGUGACAAGUUGUUUUAAUAUGGUCCUAGUCUUAGAACUGGUGUGAAAUUUGUCACUAUGAAUUUGAAAUUGGAUAGGGGCGAGAAUAUAUUAUUUUACUAUAUCAAGGUAGGAGUUUAGGCAAACAUGUUUAAAACAUUAAUAUUUCUUCCCCAUUCUCAUAUUGUAAACUUACAAGGUAUUGGAGACAGUGACAUUUGUAUUCAAUUAUAAUUGUAUAAUCCACUUAAGCUUCCAUUGAGAGUUAAAUUCUGUCUAUAGUAGUACAGUGAAAAUACUAACAGAAUUAGAUCUUAUUGUUUUGCUGCUCAAUGUUGUUCUGGCAAAAAGACGAACUGUGUCAAUAAAUGAAGUUAGUGUCAUUACAAUGA